This is a messenger RNA of Dromiciops gliroides (monito del monte), 4397 nucleotides long. It is a transcript of the gene MIEF1, whose product is annotated as mitochondrial elongation factor 1. The record is from RefSeq and is a predicted model, not a curated record. Bases 142 to 1539 code for a protein of 465 amino acids. NCBI's taxonomy places the organism in Eukaryota, Metazoa, Chordata, Mammalia, Microbiotheria, Microbiotheriidae. The transcript is spliced from 5 exons. Gene Ontology annotation, cellular component: mitochondrial outer membrane. Gene Ontology annotation, biological process: mitochondrion organization; positive regulation of mitochondrial fission.
CCGCCCGCUGCCGCCCGGGGCCGGCCCGGACGCCGUGCGGAGGCAGCUGGAGAAGGGCCGGGCCUUCCUGCGCGGCGAGCGCGGCUACCUCGUCUGAGGCCCGGGCCCGGCCACGAUGUGCUGAGGAACCCCAGGGGAGCAAUGGCAGGCACUGGGGAGCGCCAGGGGAAAGGCAAGAAGGAUGACAACGGCAUCGGCACUGCCAUCGAUUUUGUGCUGUCUAAUGCCCGGCUGGUGCUGGGGGUGGGCGGAGCUGCCAUGCUGGGGAUUGCCACGUUGGCUGUCAAACGGAUGUAUGACCGGGCAAUCAGUGCCCCCAGCAGCCCUACCCGACUGAGCAAUUCUGGGAAAAGAAGCUGGGAGGAGCCGAGCUGGAUGGGAUCCUCACGGCUCCUGAAGCAGGACAUGAAGACCAAUUUGAGCAGGUCCCUGCAGACUCUGCCCACCGACCCCUCAGCCUUUGACACAGAUGGGUUCUACCCUCCCAGACCCAAACCAGCCUCCAAGAAGAGCCAGGUAGACUUGAAGAAGUCGCGGCUCCGCCUGUCCCUGCAGGAGAAGCUGUUUGCUUAUUACCGGAACCGAGCAGCGAUCCCCCCUGGAGAGCAGGCCCGGGCCAAGCAGGCUGCUGUGGACAUAUGUGCUGAGCUGCGGAGUUUCCUCCGAGCCAAACUGCCUGACAUGCCACUGCGAGACAUGUACCUGAGCGGCAGCCUUUAUGACGACUUGCAGGUCGUGACUGCCGACCACAUUCAGCUCAUCGUGCCUCUGGUCCUGGAGCAGAACCUGUGGUCCUGCAUCCCUGGGGAGGACACCAUCAUGAACGUACCAGGCUUCUUCCUGGUGCGUCGUGAGAACCCAGAGUACUUUCCCCGGGGCAGCAGUUACUGGGACCGCUGCGUGGUUGGCGGGUACCUCUCACCCAAGGCUGUGGCAGAGACAUUUGAGAAGGUGGUGGCGGGCUCCAUUAACUGGCCAGCCAUCGGGUCCCUCUUGGACUAUGUGAUCCGCCCGGCCCCACCCCCAGAGGCCUUGACCCUGGAAGUGCAGUAUGAGCCAAACCGGCGCCUCAUCAUUGACUUUCUGCCGUCGGUGACACUGGGGGACACGGUCCUUGUGGCCAGGCCCCACCGGCUGGCCCAGUACGAUAAUCUGUGGCGGCUGAGCCUGCGGCCUGCAGAAACCGCCCGCCUCAGAGCAUUGGACCAGGGUGAUGCGGGCUGUCGGGCCUUGUGCCUCAAGAUCCUCAAGGCUAUAUGCAAGUCCAGUCCGGCCUUGGGCCACCUCACUGCCAGUCAGCUCACUAAUGUCAUUCUCCACUUGGCCCAGGCGGAGACUGAGUGGUCUCAGGACGUGCUCGCCGACCGCUUUCUGCAGGCGCUCAGGGCCCUGAUUGGCUACUUGGAGGCUGGAGUCCUGCCUAGUGCCCUGAACCCCAAGGUGAACCUAUUCUCAGAGCUUACCCCUGGAGAAAUCGAUGAAUUGGGGUACACCCUUUAUUGCUCCUUGUCUGAGCCAGAGGUCCUGCUGCAGACGUAACACAGGGGGAAGCCGUGAUGAGUAUUGGGUAGUCAGGCCUUGGAGAUGGUCAGAAACACCCUCCAGGCAUUGGGUCCCUCGUGCCUCCAGUCCUGCUGGUCAUUGCCGACUAGAAUGGCCUUUUCUUGCCCUGCCUUUUUUUUCUUUUUUUUUCUCCUGUCACCAAGCACUGUGCCCCCAGUUUUUUUUCCACUGUCCCUCCAGUGAGGCCAACUUUCAUAAAGUGCAGCAAGAAGGGUGGGGAGCAAGGGGAGGACCAAGCUGGUAAGUCACUUGGUCACCUUUAGCUGCCCAACCUACUUUUCACCUCUUUGUGUGUGUCUGUCACCAUUGCCCUUUGUCCAUCUGGCUCCUUUCCCUGGGACAUGUCUGCUUGAUCCAGAUACUGUCUCAUAACUGAAUGCUGCUCUGUAGCACUGAGUGAAUAUUUAUGAAAUGCAUUCUGCAUGGCAAGUGAGGAUUCAGGGCUGUGGGGUGGUCCUGGGGGCCAUGUUCCUGGCUGCAGAGGCAGAAGGAGGCAGGCUGGCUCUGCAGAGUUGGAGGUGAGCCUGCUGGCCCGCCAAGAUGAGACCCGUCAGAUGACUUGGGGAGGGCCAAGAGCACCUCGCAUGGGGAUGUUCAUGUUUCAGAGUCACUGUUCCCUCUGGGAAGGGAUGGCUCUGGAAUUUGGCUUCUAAGUUCCCAUCUGGUUUUCUCUGAGAGGAUGGAAUGGGUGCCCAGGGAGGAGCAUUGAGGUACAGAGUGACUCGAGACCUGUGGUAGCGACCAGCCCCAUCACUGUCCAAGGGCAGGCUCAUCCCUUCUCUGGAGUUGCCCUUGACCCAAAAGGGAUUCUGGAGAGGGAGGGAGGGAGGGAGGGUCGGAGGCAGCUGGGGCAUCACACCCCACUGGGGUCGCUGCAUCUUCCCGGCCUUGCUGUCUGUAGCAAUCUAGCUGUGGUGGCUGGUGGGAAGCCAGACUGCUUGCUGAUGGUGCCUUCCCAGCGGCACCCAGAGGACCCCUUCUUAGCCUCUCCUCAAAGCCUCUGUCUGUCCUUGGAAAAGGGGAGGAAAGCAUUCCAGGAGUGCCCUCACUCACACCCCCCCCCCCCCCCAGUGCUAGAGGCUGCCUAUGCCUUCCCUUUGUCACUAUACCUGUCAGCGCCUGGGGGGCAAAAUGAAGGGGGAGGGGAAAAGACUUUGUCCAUUCCCCUUGACAUCCCCCCCUUGUUGCCCCAUGCUAAAAAUGCACUAUUUAUUGCAAUGUAAAGUUCUCCGGGGGCGGGGAGGGGGGAGUGUAAUACAAACUGUCAUUGUGUCUUCCUGUUUUGUGUUUCUCUUUCCAUUUGUGGUAAAAGGGGCCAUCCACGUCCCUUCCUCUGGCCUUCUCACCCAGUAUUUUGUACUCUCACCGCCAAAUCUGAGUAUUUUUGCUUUUGCUUUCUCUACCUCCCCACUCAGUGAGAUUCUUGUACAACGUGCUAGCCAUCUUUUCCUUGUACUUUAAUGGCAGAGUCCCCAUAAGACCAGGUCUCAGCCUCCUUCUGAAUAACGAAGUUCUGGAAGCCAUUUCUGAGAAAUCCCCCCCCUCCCCCCAGCCUGCUUCCUGUUUAGAAUGGGUGCUUUUCCUCCUUGGAGAGAUUGUACAGGAUUCUGAUUGUUCAUGAGGGCUGAGAAUGCACCUUCCUGGAGUUCACUGGGGGGGAGAUCCACCCAAUAAGGUAUUUUAAAGUCUGCGAUUUCUCUCUAGCCUGCUUCUCCAAACCAGCUGCACAUUAGCGCUCAGCACUGAAUAACAAAACUUCAAACAGACCAGUAAGACUGGGCCCCAGGGUCUCUGAUGAAGUAAAUGCAUUUCUCAGAGGGGAAAAGUGCAACUCUGAACCUCUUUAUUGAAUUAGGAAGAAUUAUUCCAAUAUAUCUUCAAAUUCAGACAGGCUGAUCUUGCCACACUCCAAGGAAAUGGAGCCAGGGAAUGGCCCAUGGGAUCAAAAAGAAAUUCGGCUUUAGGUAACGGGUCUAUUGGACACAGGCUAAUGGCUGAGGAAGGGGGGUGGGCAUUGGAAUUACAGCCUUGUUGGGGGAAAGGUGAGGACCCUUAAAUAAUUCAGCCCCCACCUAAGUUUUGUGCCCACUAAAAGCUGAUCCCAGGAAAGUUUUCUUUCCUGGCACAAGCCCCUCUUAAGUUUAUUUGGCCUGACUUUGUAUCUCAGAAACCAAAUCAGUCAGUGAGAUUUGGGGGUUCUUGUCCCCACCCCCUGUUUAUUAGAGGUAUUUUUAUCAUUAAAGGUGUUUUUAAAGUCCAUACUUCUGGUAGAAGGACAGUCACCGCCCAACCAGUGUCCUGGCCUGGCUGCUUUUUCUCCCUUUUGUGCUGCUGUUGCUGCUUCAUUGGAGAGAGCUGGUAGCUCUUUAAGGCAGUGGCCCUGGCCCUGAAAACAGCCUGGUGGAAAGGCUCUGCCCUUCCUGACAGCAGCCAAGGUUGGGAGCAGGGCAUGCUGGGCCAGGCUUCCCCAGCUGGUGGCAGAUGCCCAUCACUGCUCUGCUGUAGGCUUAGUGAUGACAACUGAGCAGAGCCCCAGGAGAGCGGGUCCCAGGGUGUUGUGAUUGUUUCCUUGUUCCCUGUCUCAAAUCUGGUUUACCCUGUGACCUUCAGGGUUCUGACCACGCUCACCAACUGCCUUUUGCUCUGUAGAGUGUAUGCAGUGUCCUUGAUCCACGAACACGCCUGGGCUGGUUGGGGGGAGGAGGUCUGGGUAAGUGGUCUGCUCAGUUCUGCUGGGACCUGCCUCUUGUCUUUUCUCCUCCCCAUAAAUAUUGAAGCAGGGAGUCGAUACCCUAUGAAAGAGUGGGAACAAAAUAAAAAAAUUCUUUGCACCA